CUCUCAGCUCCUAUCCAUCCUCUGCACCAUCACGAAGUGAAACUGCUGGUUCUCUGUGAUCUGUGUGUGUGAUCUGCUUUCUGAUUCUGCACCAUGUGAGUGCUGUCAGCAGAGCUUUAUUCAUGGCAUCUUUCUAAACGACUACUUCACCCUGAUCGGACCGAUCGUAACGUUAAUACCGUUCAAGAUGCUGCAGAUCGGAGAUGAGGUGGUGUAUUUCUCAGCGUUGUUUCUGCUUGUGGUGUUGGGGACACGGAGCGCCACGGGGGCCUCUCUCCUCACCGCUUUCCUCUACGUCUUCAUGGUAAUGUUCCGGUUUCCUUCGGUGCCAGUGGAGCAGGCCGGCCGCGUCCUCCGGCCCAGGGCUCCAUCAGGCGGCGUCUCGGUGGUGGCGCACCGCGGAGGCAGCCACGACGCUCCGGAGAACACCUUGGCUGCGAUCAGAGAGGCCAGUAGGAACGGGGCAACUGGUGUGGAGCUGGACCUGGGUUUCACAGCCGAUGGAGUGCCUGUACUGAUGCAUGAUGAGACGGUGGACCGCACCACCAACGGCACUGGACCAAUUAGCAAACUGCAGUUGGUCCAACUUAAGAGACUAGAUGCUGCUGCUCGUCACAGGCUGAAGGACAAGUUCAGUGAAGAGAAGGUCCCAACUCUGCAGGAAGCAGUGGAGGAAUGCCUCAGACACCAGCUCACCAUCUUCUUUGAUGUCAAAGAUCAACCUGAUAAGGCUGCAUCAGUGCUUCAUGAGAUGUAUAAGCAGUUCCCUGUCCUUUACAAUUCCAGCAUUGUUUCUUCAUUUGAACCCAAAGUAAUCUACAAGAUGCGUCAGACUGACCCCAACGUGGUCACGGCUCUCAUACACCGCCCCUGGAGACUGAGCCGCUUCGGAGACGGCACUCCACGGUCCCUGUCGACAUCGGGUCAGCUGUGGUUGGGGGUUCUGGAUGUCUUGUUGGACUGGGCCCACCACCACAUACUGUGGAAACUCUGUGGUGUCUCUGCCAUCUUCGUGCAGAAAGACUUCAUCUCACUGGACUACGUUCAGUACUGGGCAGAGCGAGGCGUGGAGGUGGUGGGCUGGACUGUCAACACUGCCGCGGAGAAAGACUACUACCAGAACAUGCUGAAGAUUGGCUACAUCACUGACAGUCUGCUGGAAGAUUGUGAACCUCAUUACUGAAGGAUCACACACACACACACACACACACACACACACACACACACACACACACACACACACACACACACACACACACACACAGGGAUGAUUAAGAUCUUAAGUGUUUCUAACUUGUAAAAGAUAACAUUGUGCAGCUUCUUAAUGACCAAAUUAGAAAUUGGAAACGCCUUAGUUAGACUAAAGACUACAUAAUUACCAUAAUGACUACAUUUCCCAGUUUAUUCUCCUUUUAAAAGAACAUAAAAUACUGAAAUAUGUGAAGGGAUGUUAAUUAUAUGGUGGAAAGAAGCUAGAAAUCUGGUGCUAACUAGGUUAGAGUGGCAAUCGAACAAUCCGUGGUUUAUAGAUUUACAUAGAUUUGAUGUAGAGGUAAGAAAACAUCAUUACCUGUAGCUGGCAUACAGGUAGUUUCCCUUUAAAUCUACAGACACAUUAAACCAUUAAGACUCAGCUGUAUACUACCUUGUCUUUAUCGUACGACCAGCCGAAAUACCUCUAACUCUCCUGGACCAGGGAUUAGGAUUAGGCUACUUUAAAGAUCUUUUCUACCUUCUGUGCUGAUCUUUCAGAGGCUUUAAAGAGACAUCAGUGUACAUAGUUGUAGAUAUAUUGGCAUUAUAUCAAAGCCUGCUCUCGUGAUAUGUAUUUAAUAAUGAACUCUAGAAUAUCUCUUGUUAAUAUUCUGACAUGAUGAUACUUGAUUGUUUGAUUUUUCAGAAACUUUUAUCAUUAAGUGCCACAGCUGCACAAAUACACAAGAAACAUUGAAUUAAAAUAGUGUCUGAUUGUAUUCUCUCGAAAGACUUCAUCCUUGAGUGAAAGUAAAUGCGCCAUUGAAUCCUGACACACCCGUGGUGGGUGAGUGUAGGUAUCAAGGCAGAGAUGAGUCCACAUAAACGCCAAAAUAUUUGUAUGAUGUAAAGUCUUAAAGACCCUCCAUUAUGAAUCAUAAGAGAAGGAAAACUCCUUUUUGUGAUCAUGGAGAAAUACUUAUUAAGAGCAGUUGUGCUCAAAAUGUCACCUCGGUGCAAUAAAUAAGUGAACGUUGGAGCCCUGCAGUGUACGAGCUAUUUAUUUGUAUAAAAAUAUUUUAACAUUUAUAUAGUUUUGCCUGAAAAUAGUCUCAUUUAUAGAUAUGGACUGUAAAUAAUAUCAGAAUCUUAGGGAUUAUUUUUAGUUCAAAGGCUAACAACAUCAUUUUAGUGACUUGUUAAAAAACACUUGUUUCUCAGAGAUUUAUUCCUGUAGUGUUGAGAAUGUCUUAUAUUCUAUUCAGAGAUUAAUCAUCAUAGGGUCGCUAAGUCACUAGUUGAAAUAAAUCUUUAGAAUGUAUAUCCAGUUUGCAAAACUAAUUGAAGUCAAUAAUGCAUUUUUAAAUAAAGAUCCUAAAUUAUUAUCCGUAUGUAAGACUUUUCUUUUUGUUCAGUUGUGUGAAUGGCCUUUGAACCCAUCUUUUAGUUUGACUUCCUCUCAGUCAGUAUAAAGUAAAGCUUGGUUGCAUUGUAAACAUGGUUGUGUGUACUGUAUGUGAUUGCAUUGUGCACCUGAGCUCACCUGUGUGUACUGUAAACACACGGCCGUUGAGCAGAUGGGGUCCACGUGGAGCACUAAAAUGAAUAAAUUGUCAUUCUACAAGUUGAA
Cottoperca gobio is the source of this 2824-nucleotide messenger RNA. RefSeq names its product glycerophosphodiester phosphodiesterase 1-like. Bases 188 to 1183 code for a protein of 331 amino acids. Gene Ontology annotation, molecular function: glycerophosphodiester phosphodiesterase activity. Gene Ontology annotation, biological process: phospholipid metabolic process; ethanolamine metabolic process; N-acylethanolamine metabolic process. The transcript has 6 exons. The record is from RefSeq and is a predicted model, not a curated record. Lineage: Eukaryota; Metazoa; Chordata; Actinopteri; Perciformes; Bovichtidae. Gene Ontology annotation, cellular component: plasma membrane.